This is a messenger RNA of Paramecium pentaurelia, 1404 nucleotides long. Lineage: Eukaryota; Ciliophora; Oligohymenophorea; Peniculida; Parameciidae. The record is from the annotation of a GenBank genome assembly.
AUGAUAUCUGAAAAUGAAUAAACAAAAGUAUUGUUGGUGAUUGUGUAGAACCCUUAAUCAAUAAUACUUCCACAUUCAUUGUUCUAUAGAUACUUUUCAAAUUUUGGAGAUGUUGAUAAAAUUCUAAUAUUUGAAAAGGGCAAACUAUGGAAAUGCUUUAUUGAGAUGGCUACUUUAUAAUAAGCAAGGUUUUCUUAGUAAUAAUUAAAUGGAUGUCAAUUAUAUGAUUAAACAAUCAUGAAUGUGUAAAUUUAUUAUCUAUGACUUUAGUUAUUUUUCUACAUUACAGAAUGUCACAUUUCUCAAUAAUAAUUCAGGAGGUGUAGAUUACAAAUCAAUCAGAUAAAGGAAUUCAACAAAAACCAUGAAUAGUUAUGAGCAAGACUAUCAUUCCAAAACAUUUAGUCAACCUACUAUAUGUUAGCAAUAAUAAGAUAUCAAAUAAAGCCUUGUUAGUUUUUGGAAUGAAAGAACAAGAGCUAGUUUAAAUGAUAAAUAAGAUCUGUAAGAAUAAAAAAAUGAUUGGGAACCUUCAAAAAUAUAAACUUCGCUGGAAUUUAUAGGUGAUGUAGAUUCUCCUAAAUACAACCAAUUUUCCUCUUUUUAAUCUAUUUAAUGUGAUGAUAGCGAAAAUGAUCCAAUCGAUGAAGAUAUAAUGCUUGCAUUUUCAUCUGAAAAAAAUAUAUAUUUGAAUUCCUACAUGUUUUCUAUUCCUGAAGUAGAAGAUAAAUCAAAAAAUCAAGACAUAGAUCCAUAUACUUAUAUAUCUCCUUAAUUUCUUAGAGAGAAUUAACCAUCUAAAGUAGUUUAUAUAAGAGGUCUCAUUAAUUAAAAUAUUACACCAUUAAACAUUUUUAAUUUAUUGUCAAAUUUUGGUAAUGUUUUAGUGAUAAUCUAUAUUAAACAUAAGACAUCAGCCUUAGUUUAAUUUUAAAAACUCUCUCAUGCACAAAAUGCUUUAGAUCAUUUGAAUAAUUAAAUCUUUUUUGGUUAGAAACUUAAAAUCUUUUAUUCAAAUUAUUAAGAAAUUUAAUUUCCAUUACCAUUUCAAUCACCAUAGACUGUAGUAUUUAUGCCCUAACAAUCUUAAUUUAGAUUUAGUGAAACAAAAUCAAUCUCUUUUAAUCCACCAAGUUAAACUUUGCAUUUAAGUAACAUAAAAGGUAAAAUAUGUGAAGAAGAAUCUUAUAUUAAGGAAUUAUUUAGAGGAAUAGGAAAUGUACAGGCAAUCAAAUUUAUUCAUAUUGAUAAGUAUAAUAAAUCUUAAAAUUAAGAUAAAAACAUAUGGCAUUAGUAAGACUAUCAUCAUUAGAAGAAGCAUUGAAUGGAGCAGCUUUACUUCAUGGCAAAGAAGUAAUGGGUAGAAAAAUCAAUGUUUCAUUUACAAAAAGUAAAUUAUGCUGA